AUGAAUAGUAUUCCAGACAAUACCGCGAAGAAUCCUGUCACUGCGGCAGUUACAGUAGCAGUGACUGACCAUGUCUUAGCCCGCGCUGUGUACACAUUGAUAAGUGUAUUGACGAAGCCAGUAGCUGAGUUAAUGAGAACAGGUCUGGAGAGUGUUAGCCAGCUCGCUCCACAAAGACCGACAAAACAGCAAGUUGCUGCAAUACCAAGAAGGGAGACAUUCUGGACAGCUUCAUACGCUGUUCGGCCUACAUUAUUCGCAUCGCUGGCCUCCUUCAAGGAUGCAGAUGUCUGCAAAGACGUGAACGUGCCGGGGAAAACCAGAUACCCGGCCAAUAGAAUCCAGCAGAAAGUCGCCGCCAGAAUAUUCGAUCCGGCGAUUCAGAUGCAUGCUGAGAAUCGUCUCUUGACACGGUCCAACUUUGGGGGACAAGAGAACGAAGGGACGGCAAGCGAAAUCGGUUAA
Aspergillus welwitschiae is the source of this 465-nucleotide messenger RNA. RefSeq lists its product as uncharacterized. The record is from RefSeq and is a predicted model, not a curated record. The coding region runs from base 1 to 465 and encodes 154 amino acids. The transcript has 3 exons. Lineage: Eukaryota; Fungi; Ascomycota; Eurotiomycetes; Eurotiales; Aspergillaceae.